CUCCCCACCCUUUUUCUCAGCGCUACUAACCUACCUCAUCCGCCACUGCGUUCUGUAAAUCUACAUUAUAUUCGUUGUUUACCGGAUUACACACUACACCAGUUUAUGAAGACUUUUGUACCGCUUUUUUUCUAAGCUGCACUGCGGAAAUCUCUUUGAAACAAACACGGGACCGUCCAACUGCUUGAAACCAGAAGUGACAACCGCAGGAUUUGUGUGUGCUGCCCAGUUUCCCAACUUGUGUGUGUGUGUGUGUGUGUGUGUGUGUGUGUGUGUGCGUGUGUGUGUGUGUGUGUGAGUGAGUGAGUGAGUGAGUGAGUGAGUGAGUGAGUGUGUGUGAGGAGCUGUAGAGGCCUCUGUAGAUUUCACUCUCUAUUCAACCAUGUAUCAAGUCGUAAGGAAACUGUUUUUUACGGACUGCCAGUGUGCAGAAGAUGCGUCGACAAAGUACGAGGAUCUGUUUGCCAAGCUGGACACCAAUAAAGAUGGGAAAGUGGAUGUGUCCGAGCUGAAGGCAGGCCUGGCUGCGAUGGGCAUCAAAACCGGGAAAGGAGCAGCUCAGAAAAUAGUUUCCUCCGGAGACCAAGACAAAGAUGAAGGGCUCGACUUCAAUGAGUUUUCCAAGUACCUAAAGGAGCAUGAGAAGAAAUUACGGCUGACCUUCAAGAGCUUGGACAAAAACAAUGAUGGUCGAAUUGACUUCAUGGAGAUAAAGCAGUCGCUUGCUGAGCUGGGAAUGGAAAUCACCAAGGAGGAUGCAGAGAAGAUCCUUAAAAGUAUCGACGUGGACGGCACCAUGACUGUGGAUUGGAAUGAAUGGAGGGAGCACUUCCUGUUUAACCCUGCCACCAACCUGCAGGACAUUAUCCGCUACUGGAAGCACACCACGGUGCUGGACAUUGGUGACAGCCUCGCCAUCCCAGAUGAGUUCACAGAGGAGGAGAAGACCACUGGUAUGUGGUGGAAGCAGCUGUCUGCAGGAGCCAUGGCAGGUGCUGUGUCCCGUACAGGAACUGCCCCACUGGACAGAAUGAAGGUCUUCAUGCAGGUGCAUUCUUCUAAGAGCAACAAAAUCAGCCUGGUUAGUGGUUUCAAGCAAAUGUUAAAAGAAGGAGGUGUGACAUCUCUGUGGAGAGGAAACGGUGUUAACGUCCUGAAGAUCGCCCCUGAGACGGCCAUCAAGUUCAUGGCCUAUGAACAGUAUAAGAAGCUGCUGUCCAGUGAGCCAGGGAAGGUCCAGACCCACGAGAGGUUCAUGGCUGGAUCAAUGGCUGGAGCCACAGCACAAACUGCCAUCUACCCCAUGGAGGUGAUGAAAACUCGUCUGACCCUGAGGAAGACCGGGCAGUACUCAGGAAUGUUUGACUGUGCCAAGAAAAUCAUGAAAAAGGAGGGAGUGAAGGCGUUUUACAAGGGCUACAUUCCCAAUAUUCUGGGCAUCAUUCCCUACGCUGGGAUAGAUCUUGCAGUAUACGAGAGUUUGAAGAACCUCUGGUUGUCCCACUACGCCAAAGACACAGCUAACCCAGGUGUUCUGGUACUGCUUGGAUGUGGCACCAUAUCCAGCACAUGUGGCCAGUUAGCCAGCUACCCCCUGGCUCUGAUCCGCACCAGGAUGCAGGCUCAAGCUUCUGUGGAGGGCUCAGAGCAGAUGCCAAUGAACCGCAUGGUGAAGAAGAUUCUGGAAAAGGAAGGCUUCUUUGGACUUUACCGUGGCAUCCUGCCCAAUUUCAUGAAGGUCAUACCGGCUGUCAGCAUCAGCUACGUGGUGUAUGAGUACAUGCGCUCUGGCCUGGGGAUUCAGAAGUAGGCAGCAGAGUCAUCCGUGAAUACCAGAGUAUAAAAUGAUGUGCAGCAAUGUCGUAUUUCAAAACACUUCCCUUCUUACAUAUUAGGGAAACUGUCAUGUAAAGAACUUGUUUACCUGUAGGUCACCCAACAUCUGGACUCAGACUGCUGCAGAUAGAGACACUGUAGAAGUUUUAAAGUGACUGCAGGACUCUGGCUAAACUGUUGAGCCACUAUGAAAAAGAAGCUGUUUAGAAAAUCCUGCAGCACUCGCAUAAUAAUAAUAAAUAAGACUCCUACAGUGUUUCCAUCUGUGUGGAGGUUGUCCAGACUGCAUUUAUGAUGCACCCAAAGAUUUAAGUGCACUGUGGGUCUCAGGGCAGAGUUUGGGUCAACUGACUUUCCAUUUAAUCAACCAAAGAAGUGGAUAUUAAGACCUUUUGAAAACACAUACACUUGGAGAGGUUUUUUUUUUUUUUGAUUUCAAGACAUUUAUGUUUGGUUUAAUUGUUAGUUUGAGUAGAAAUGUCAAUGUUUUUAUAUAAGUCAUUUUAAGUAUUGGUCCUGUUGAUGUCACGUCACCAGAAAUGUGUCACAUGUUCCUCUAAUAUUUGACCAAAAAGCACCUUAUUGUACCAGUCUUGAUUCUGAUGGGAAAUCCAAGAUAUCAUCUGCUAAAGUGGGGUAACAUAAUUUUGCUAUUUCUUCUCUGUGAUUAUCAAAAGUAGUCAGUCAGUUGAUAAGUGUCAUUGUUCAUUUAAUUCCAGACACUGUUCCAGCUUUAUACAGCUCCCCUGAAUAUUGUGUGAGCAAUCUGAGGAAACUUUCAAAGUGCAAUAAUGUAUUUACACAUUGGACAUUCACUGUUAAUUUCUGAGGCAGGAAUUGUCUUUUGAGAAUGGAUUUCACUUGUGUUGUUAGUUCCACAAAGGUCCCCUUGAUAUCGGACAUUAUUAUGGCACCUUUUCAGUGAGUUUUGUGAGCAGGGGAGUAAUGUGCCUUAUGUGAUUUCUCUCAGAUGUCUGUGGACUUCUCCACCCUCCCUUUUCUUGCCUUUCUUUCCAAUAUUUGGCUAAUUAGACACUGGUGUUUACAGUAAUAAAAACAUUUGAAUACA
This is a messenger RNA of Seriola dumerili (greater amberjack), 2905 nucleotides long. It is a transcript of the gene slc25a24, whose product is annotated as solute carrier family 25 member 24. Gene Ontology annotation, cellular component: mitochondrial inner membrane. The record is from RefSeq and is a predicted model, not a curated record. NCBI's taxonomy places the organism in Eukaryota, Metazoa, Chordata, Actinopteri, Carangiformes, Carangidae. The transcript is spliced from 10 exons. Gene Ontology annotation, biological process: transmembrane transport. The coding region runs from base 383 to 1810 and encodes 475 amino acids. Gene Ontology annotation, molecular function: ATP transmembrane transporter activity; calcium ion binding.